CACUGCAUCGCGUUUCGGGCGAGUGUAUAAUUUUGCAAUCGUUUAAAAUAUUCUGACGAUAAUGUCCAUGUCGUCAUCCGCAUACUGAACAAAUUGACCUGAUUGCAUAAAAAAUAAUGACCUUUGACCUAAUCUCCUUCGCCCCAGCACUACUUGCAAUGGUAUACGCAUGGGUAUUCAGUAAGACCAGUAUCUGGGUUCGAUUACCAGUCGGUUCUAGAUUUUUUACGUAGUGCAGAUUUACUAUCAUGGAAAGAAUACUAGGCUGAGAAGCAAACUCUUCCUCAGUUGGGACGUAAUAUCAAUACAAAUAAGUAGAACAUACUUGGAAAAACCCGAAACAUAAGCUUUCACAGUUGACUUAAUGUGCAAUCAGACAAAUUAAUACACCAUCUGUUUAGGGUCACGCCACCAGCACUUCGGUCAUUCUUGAAAGCAUGCUAUUUGUACAUAAAUGAAACAGGAGCUGCGUUCGUUUGUCAUGGAUUUUCUUGAGAACGAGUCGAUGAAUUUAAAUAAUUUUGUCACUGUUACCUCCAUCCAGAGCACCGGCACGUUAAUGUGAGAGAGAGACCUUAAGAAAUACUGCUAAAGUUGUUAAACCGAGAGAAAGCAAUAUGUUACAUGUAUGGGGAACUUUUUAUUGCGUGGAAAAAACAACAUUUGAUGAAACAACCAGCAUCAAUUUCAUUUGAAAAUGAUUGUUUGAACCAUGCAAGCGUUAACCCUAAAAGUACUAUCUACGAAAUACAGUGGGGAUUCCGUAGGAUUCAUUCGAAUCAGCUGUAAAGCUGUUACUGUUAAUGAAAUAAAUGAGUAUUUAUGAUAGAAGCACGCAGUAAAUGCAAGGAACAGUGUGUGAAACGACGUGCAAUAGUUCAGAUCAUAGCCACAGCGUCUACAUCUACAAGUGCCUAGUAGAAGAGAUAAAUACCGAGCUCUAUUGUCCUUUCAGUUUAAUACUUCAUCAUGAACUAUCCAUUGCGAUGGCUGCUAGUAGCCACGGUAACCCUGCUCAUCAUUCAUCAAGCCCUAGCGCAAAAACGCAAAUACUUUACCAAAGAGACUGCCCAUGACUUGACCAAAGGCUUCAACGAUCUGGCCCGAAACUUAUCCGUACAGCUUCAGACCGAUACCAGCAAAUCGGAAAUCACGUCUCCCCUGAGCAUCGCGUCCUCACUUCUGCUUCUGAUGCGAACCGCUCGAGGAGAGUCCCGGAUGGACCUGCUGCGCCUGUUCGGACUCGAAACGAAAUAUUUGGUAAAUGACCCAAAGGUGCCCAGAACUUUCGGUAAGCUGAUCAACGAGCUGUUGAACGACCAUCGGAAUGUUAGCCACAUAAUGGAGAACACCGCAUCCUGGAAGAACGAGAGCAAAUGCGAAGUUCCAACCGACUACCACUAUGAUGAUGAGUACGAUGACUUCAACCCCGUCGACAUCAACCCGCAGGACCCCGAGCAGCAAAACCAAAUAAAACUGGCCAACGCUAUAUUCGUUCAGGAUAAGUUCUACAACAACACCAGGCUGCAAAAGCUUGUCAACCAAUACUAUCGCAGCUCAGUGGAGGGUCUCGAUUUCUUCAACCGGCCAGAUCUGGCCACGGAUCACAUUAACAAAUGGACGAACAAACACACCAACGGCCGCAUCAAGCAGCUAAUAUCCGAUGAGCUGAGUCCGGAUACAACCAUGGUUGUGGCCAACGCGUUGUACUUCAAGGCGUUCUGGGAGGAUGUUUUUCUGGCAGGAGCAACCAAAAUGCGCAAGUUCUUCCCCAACGGAGAGAACGAGGAGUCUGUGGAGGCUGAGAUCAUGGCUCACGGUGGAUGUUUCCCGUACUACCGGUCACAACAGCUGGACGCCAGAAUCAUGGGAUUUCCUUACAAAAACCGAACUUCCACCAUGUACGUCAUCCUGCCCAAUAACUCUUCGCGAACGAAAGUCCAACAACUACUACAUAUGCUGGAUGCUUCCACGUUGGAAGAUCUGAUCUCUAACAUGAAAAUGACUACGGCUUCCGUUCUGUUCCCAAAGAUGCACCUCACAAGCUCGUUCGAUCUAAAGACAGCCCUCCAGAAGUUGGGUAUGAAAUCACUAUUCGAUCGGGAACGGAGCAACUUCUCGUUGCUUAACCCCUCGAAACCCAAGGAAAGUCCCACCGUAUCCGGAGUGCUGCACAAAGUUGAUCUGGCUAUCGAUGAAUCCGGCACCGAGGGAGCCGCUGUGACGGCCACCUUGCUAGAUCGCUCAAUGCCGACGGUGAACUUCCGCGUUAUUGUACCGUUCAUACUGGCGAUCAGACACGAUGCCACCAAGCUGUUGCUUUUCUAUGGACCAGUUUAUGAUCCAUCGGCAUGAAGUAUUUAUUACUCAACUCUAAUUAAGACUUAUUUAGUUUAUUAUUGUGUGCGCCGAAAGAGUGGCUUACCUCAGAAGUAGACUGUAGAAUAAAUAUUCUCAACAUUAUAAAUCUUCAUCUUUGAGGAGUACAAAUUCGAAA
This is a messenger RNA of Aedes albopictus (Asian tiger mosquito), 2497 nucleotides long. RefSeq names its product serine protease inhibitor 28Dc. The transcript is spliced from 3 exons. The record is from RefSeq and is a predicted model, not a curated record. Gene Ontology annotation, molecular function: serine-type endopeptidase inhibitor activity. NCBI's taxonomy places the organism in Eukaryota, Metazoa, Arthropoda, Insecta, Diptera, Culicidae. The coding region runs from base 970 to 2355 and encodes 461 amino acids.